This is a messenger RNA of Nerophis lumbriciformis (worm pipefish), 279 nucleotides long. The record is from RefSeq and is a predicted model, not a curated record. Lineage: Eukaryota; Metazoa; Chordata; Actinopteri; Syngnathiformes; Syngnathidae.
AUGGGAGGUGACCAUGGCCCCAGCAAGUUGUCCAUGCCUGACUGGCGGCAGUGGAAGACGGAGGGAACUCCCUUGGAGUUUACACAGCAGAGGUUGGCAGCCAGGGGCCUCAAAGACCCAUGGGCCCGUAACGAAGCAUGGAGGUACGCUGGUGGCUUUGCUCGUGCUGUGACUCUCUCCGAUGUCCUGCUGAGGGGAUUCAAGUGGGGCUUUGCUGCCUUUACUGUUGCACUGGCUGUUGAGUAUGCCUUCUUCCCACCAAAGAAGGGUUCCCACUAA